CUUUCUUUUUCAGCAUACUGGGAAGCGUAUCGAUCAGUAAAACCAUUUUCUGUUCGUCUUCAACAGCAGCUCAGAGAUCGUGCAUUCUAGUCCUAGGGCUUGUUUGUCUGUUUGUUAGUUCGAAAUGUCCAUCUCGUGCUUCUCUCUCCUCUUCUGCCUCCCUUUCUUCACCUUCCUUACUAUCCACUCCAAACCAGUCACCUCACCUUACCUCUCACCCACCACGAUCUUCCCCCAUUACCAGAACAUGCUCAAAACUUUCAAAAUUUUCAUCUACACCCCAAACGAGGCCUUCACUUUCAACACCCCUGCUGAGUCACUCUUCUACGCCUCUCUUCGGAACAGCCCGUUUGUCACCCAUGACGCCGAAGAGGCUCACCUCUUCUUCGUCCCUUUCGCCUCCGGUCUCUCCACGCGAUCCAUCGCGCGUGUCAUUAGACGUCUUCGGGAAGAGCUUCCGUACUGGAACCGUACGCUCGGUGCCGACCAUUUUUACCUCUCGUGUGCCGGUUUGGGAUAUGAAUCGAACCGAAAUCUCGUUGAGUUGAAGAAAAACUCGGUGCAGAUCUCGUGCUUCCCUGCAUCCGCUGGUAAGUUUAUCCCUCACAAGGACAUAGCCCUACCUCCAUUUCCGAAAUCUAACGUGCCGCAGGCUCCGGCGAACAGAACCGCGAGGUUUCUGGGUUAUUUUGGGCACAGCGGGGUUAAAGAGUCCAGUUUGGUCAACGAGUUGGUUAAUGAUCCAGACUUUCUGAUCGAAUCCGAGCCGUCAGAUCAGCUCAGUUACACGGAGAGACUAGCGAGCAGUAAAUUUUGUUUGUUCGAGUACGGAGGCGAUGUUUCGGGAAUCGGAGAGGCGCUGCGUUUCGGGUGCGUACCGGCGGUGAUUACUGACCGUCCGAUCCAGGACCUGCCAUUCUUGGACGUGCUGAGGUGGCAGGAGAUCGCGGUGUUUGUCCCUGUGGGAGGGGUCAAGGAACUGAAGCGUGUCUUAGGGCGCACGUACGGAGAUCGGCACGAGCAAAUGAGCAAAUUAGGUGUGAAGGCGAGUGAGCACUUUGUGUGGAACAGGGUGCCACAGCCGUUGGAUUCGUUUCAUACGGUGAUGUAUCAGCUGUAUCUGAGACGGCAUACCAUAAGAUACCCUCGGAGAGAAAGGGAUUAGGAUACCCAAGAUGUCUUGGGCGCAGUGGCGGAGCCACAUAGGCAUUUGGGGGUGCCAAAGAUUUUAAAUUUUUUUUUCCCAAAAUUAAAAAUAAAUAAAUAAAUUUCCAAGCUGCUGUGUAUGGUAAACUUUAAUA
Corylus avellana is the source of this 1301-nucleotide messenger RNA. Its product is annotated as putative glycosyltransferase At5g11130. Gene Ontology annotation, molecular function: glycosyltransferase activity. The record is from RefSeq and is a predicted model, not a curated record. Lineage: Eukaryota; Viridiplantae; Streptophyta; Magnoliopsida; Fagales; Betulaceae.